This is a messenger RNA of Myzus persicae (green peach aphid), 5877 nucleotides long. RefSeq lists its product as uncharacterized. NCBI's taxonomy places the organism in Eukaryota, Metazoa, Arthropoda, Insecta, Hemiptera, Aphididae. Bases 500 to 3640 code for a protein of 1046 amino acids. The transcript is spliced from 2 exons. The record is from RefSeq and is a predicted model, not a curated record.
UGUGUGCCACCGUCGGCGGAACGUUGACGUGGUGGCGAACGAUAUCAUCAUCGUCGUCGUCGUUGUACUUGCACAGCAGCAACAAUAAUAGCUAUUAAAUCAAAUUACUCUGUUGGUUUUUUUUUUGAAUUUUUUUUUUUUUUUUUUAUCGUUAUUACAGCAUUAUAUCACGUUAUUUACCAUAAUAUAAAACACGCGAACUUUGUGUAGGAUACGACUAGCACGUGUACAAUAAUUUUGUCAACCACCUUGACGAGUGUAUGGGCACCUAUCGAGUGUUCGUAAUGAGAUCGUAAUUUUCAAGAAUAUUAAAAAAUAUAUAUAUUUUACGUUAAAAUUUGAUAUGAACGGAGACAUGCACCAGUACGAAUGCCGCCAUCACCAACAUCGCAGUCGUCUGCACCACCGUCGUAGCCACGAGUCUCUUCGGUUUUUCGAUUGUCACGUCACUGCUGCCGUCAUGUCCAUUUACCUUCAUUAUUAACAAAGAAAAACUGAUAUGCAGACAAUCGGUAAAGCAGAUAAUAAAAUGGAUUUUCCUUUGAAUUGGACUGAUAUAUUAUUAAAAUCAAUAUCAGGUAAGACGAACUACACAAUAGAUGUAAAAAUAGGAACUAAACGUAUUGCAACAAACCAAGAACUAAGAGACAUAACAAAAAAACGACGGAAACAAUCAAAUCCUACAAGGAUAUCGUCGAAUGAAGAAAAUACAAAAAAUGAAAGCGACAAAAAAAUAUUAUGUUCUAACAGAAAUAAAACCGAAUUGAACAACAGUGAAGAAGUGACAGAUUUAAAAUUGAUUUGUCCGCAAUAUCAUUCGGCUUCUUUACCUCUGAAUCUGACAAUAUCUGAAAACCAAAAACUUUCACCAAAUGAAGGACAAAAAAUGAACUUUUCUAAUGACAUACAAUUGAAAAAAAACUCAUCUACUGAAAUCUAUAAUAACCUAAAUUCUUCUUAUCAAACAUUUAUGAAAGGAAUACCACAUAUUGAUAAGAAAGACUAUUCGAAUGAAUCUUCAACUUGUAUAAGUUCAUUUUCUAAAAAUCAACAAUGCACCUCAGGCAGCACAAAUGUUGGGACGACCUCUGUUCAAAUAUUUAAUCCAGAAGCCUUUUGCGAUCAAUGUAACAAAGAAUUUUGUAACAAAUACUUUUUAAAAACGCACAAGGCUAAUAAACAUGGUGUUUUCAGUGACAGCCAUUCAAACAGUUCCAGUUUAGAUCAUUUGGAUAGAAUUAAAAUAUCAACAUUACCCACGACAACUUGCGACUUUUCUUCAAACAUUAAUGAAAAUUAUAUCGGUGCUUCAACAUCAUCAUUGUUUAAAAGUCCUGUAUUAUCUUCUCAGUCGUCGGGAAAUACAAACUCAUAUGUAUCAAAAAAUAUAUUUAAUAAUCAAACACGGGCGUUUUGCAGUAUAUGCCAGAAAGAGUUUUGUAACAAAUAUUUUGUUAGGAGACAUAAAGCUAAAAUUCACGGAAUAACUGAUGAUGGAGACUACAAGAUAAAUGAAGAUGUCCCAUUAAACUUCAAAACAAAUGAACAGAUGAAAAAUGAAUUUUUAGAUUUUGGGAUCUCUGAUUCUUGUGAUAAAGAUGUUAAUACAGUAUCACCUUCUCUUUGUGUCAACGAAUACGUAACUGAAAUUUCAAAAACAGAUGACAAAUUAUUCUCAAAAGACACUCAAACACCAGUGGAUAAUGAAGAAGAACUUGUAAUGAAAUAUACUAAAGUUGAAACCCCGCAUGAUAACAUAAAAGUUGAGAAUGCAGAUGAUGAGCGAAAUGUAAACCACACCAAUAAAUUAAAUAAUGUAUUGGGUAAUAUAAAUGAUCUUCAAAGUAGUGAACUUACAAGUAGUUCAAGUCAUAUCAUAAAUACUCAUUAUGAAAAGCCAAUUAUUCAAAAUGAUUUUUCAAAACCGAACUCUAAAGAUAUGAAUCAGCAGACUACUGAAUUUAAGACUAACACUAAUAAACCCAUGAACUUGAUGACGAAUAAUAGUGUAAAUGGUAUUUCAACGGACAACAAUAUCGGAAAAAAAGUUAACAUCUUAAAUAAUUCUCUUCCAGCUUCCGUAACAAUUGUUGAAGAUGAAAAUAAAAUUGAUAAAAAUAUUGAAACAGAUGAAUCUAAAAUUGAAUUGAUAAGUAAAAGCAAGUUACUUACAUUACAUAAUUUGUUUUUUAAAUUUAAUGGAAAUUCUUUAGAGAAUAUGUCAACAUGUUAUGUAUGUAACAUGCAAAUAAAUGGAUCCUUAAAAGCGCACAUUUUCAAUGAACAUGAAAACAUCGUUCAUGAACUAAUGAAUGAAACUUUAGAGACCAAUGAAAAUGUACGUAUUGAACACUCAUGUCAUGAAUGCCAUCAAAUAUUUAAUUCUGAUGCAUUUUUGAAAGAACAUAUCGAGCAAGGUGAGUGUAACAUCAAAGGAAUGGGCAGGGCGUCGGCUAGUAGUAAAACUUCCGCAGAAAACGAGGAAUACAUUAAUCAUGAGACCAAAGACUUGAGUGAAAGAAAGCAGACUACCAUGUUGAGUAGUUUUUGCAAAAUAUGUAACAAAGAAUUGUGUAAUAAGUAUUUCAUGAAAACGCAUAUGCAACGGAUGCACGGUAUAUCGAUUCAAAAUGGUAAUCAUAUCGGGGGAGUAGUAUGUGAUAUAUGUAACAAAGAACUUUGCAGUAAAUAUUUUCUACGAGUACACAAACAGAACUCACAUGGUAUUGUUGAAAAUGGAUCUUGCCAAAAAUAUUGGACAGAUUCGAUGGCUGAGAACGGACAACUGUCCGACGAACCUGAUAACGGUCAUAGAUAUUACAAACACUAUACAGAAGUGUGCAAUAUAUGUCUUAGGCGGUUCAGAAGUUCGAAGUGGUUAAGUGCUCAUUUAUUAAACGAUCAUGGCUCUGAGGGAAAAAUCCAAUGGAAGCACAUUCAGAAUCACAUGGAAGAAGAAAAACAAAACUUGCAAUCUAACAACGAGUUGAACACGAGCUUAAGAGCAACUGGAAGUCCUAAACAAAAUUCAGUCGAGGAACAAAACAUAAUAUGCGAUGAAAUGAAAGAAUAUCGUUGUUCAUACUGUUCGUUCACCACGUCCAUUUUAUCGUUUCUUUUCGUACACGAAAAGUUUCAUCUCACCGAGAAUAAAACCACGAAGGACAUGCCAUUAACAUGUCCUACCUGCAGCGUGGCGUUUCAAAACAAGACACAGUUGGAAUAUCAUUUUACACAUUGUCAUUUCAGCUCCGAUGUUGUGAAUUCGCCCGUUUCGUACUCUAUUUUACAUUCACCCAACAACACACAUGUCACACUUAACGUCAACGAAGAUUCGUCAGCAGACAAGUCGUUAGACAAUAACGGAAAUGACGUGUUCACCGACAAACUGGGAACAUCGAUCAAGCCGCGUCAAACGGAAAACGUAUCACCAUCGGGAAAAAACCACUGCAUUCCUGAAUCAAACCACGAACCGUUUAUAAUGCAGUCGUUUUUUCUCGAGAACUGUUCAGUAUCUCCGUCGGCCAAGAAGGAACUAAGUGGUCGCAGCGAUUCGUUUCAUUCGUCUCUAGUCUACUUACCAGUCAAGGAGAAGUUAACUUCAACUGUUAAUGUUUUCUUCAAGCUAACCCCAACAUAAAUAUUUGGAUUUUUAAGGUUAUAUGUAUGUGAAUUUAAUAUAUUCUAUAGCUAUGAUAUACGAUUGAGCUAACUAAAUUAAACAUAUUAAAUAAUAUUAUAGUUUGUAUGGUAUAAUAUAAUAUUAUAAUAUACAUUCACAGAAUUAAAAUAAGACUGAACUACAUAUUUUAUGGGUGCUGGAAUGAAAUUUGGUGAUAUUGAUAAUACUAAAGUUCCUAAUUUAGCCUUGAAUAAAAUAUUAUGUCAUAAUAUAACAUUGGUAGUUUUGUUUACAUUCCAAUUCGUAAAUUCGAACUACUUCGGGAGUCCAUAUGCACCAAAUUCAAAGUUUUUAAGCUUAAUGAAAACAUAUUAUGUAAUAAUAUGAUGAUUAAAGUUCUAAAAAAAUUAUAUCUACAUUUAGAUUUUUUCACUCUUCGUCAAGUAAAAAAUAUGCACUAUUAUAUUAUAAACACAGGGUGAUUCACUAUUAAUACAAAUGUUUGUAUUUAUAACAAACUAUAUGGUAGGUACUUUUGUAAAUUAAUGAAAUUAAAAUAUUUUAGUUUUGGAAACUUUCAUACACUAAGUUCAAAUCUCACCAUAAAAUAAAAAUUAUAUAUCAUCUAUUGAUGCAUAUAAUAUUUAACGAACAUCAGCCAUCAACUAUCAACACAAUUUAUUAUAGAUUGUAUUACCUAAUUUUAUUUUUGGAUUGCUUUAAACUAAUUAUUUUCAUGAUUGUGAAUUUAAUUUUGAUUGAUUUUUUUUUUUAAAUUUUAACGUCUAAAAGUAAUUUUUUAAACUCUUGAAAAUUAGUAACUCAUAUUUAAAACUUCAUAUUACCAAAAUCUUCAUCCCCCCUUUUUUUUUUAAACAAAUGCAUUCUAACUUCUAAAAAACAACUUAAAAUCAAAAAAUGUAGUCUUGCAUUAUUUUAGUUUAUAAUAAGUUGUAAAAUCUAGAGAUUUUUAGCAAAAAUAUUAAAUGUUAGUGUUGUUAAAGUUUCCAAAAAUAAAUUAUUUUAUUUUCUGCUUUACAGAAUUAUCAAUUUUAAAGUAUGAUAAGAAUCACUCUUCAGCUUACAUAGUUUAUAGCGUAUAUAUAUAUUAUAUAUUAUAUAGGUUUCAUAAAUAUAACCUAAUUGUUUUAACUUAUUUAUUAUAGUUCAGUUCAGUUACCUAUAUUUUAAAAGCACCCAUUCAAACGUAAUAAUGUUAAUGGGUUUUUAAAUCAGAUAAUCAAAAAUUGUUUUUAAGCACUGCCUUGACAGCUAGGUCAUUGGCUUGAUAAUCAAAAUUAUACAUUAAACUAGUUCAAUUUUAUAAUCAAAAAAAUAAUAAUUUCGUUAUUAUGUUUUACAGUUAAUAUUAAUUAAAGUUAUCGUUGUACACGCAUGAUGUGCAAUUGUUUAUAUUUUUUUUAUGAACAAUAUUAUUAUUAUCGCUAAUAUAAUAUAUAUUAUGUAGGUAUAACAAGAACGUAAAUAAAAUGAGGAAUCAAAUAAUGGUUUAAUCACAUGAUUAUAUACUCAACACGAUUCAUAAAAUUAGAUGAUACGUUGUUGGUAAUUUUAAUAAGACAUUAAUUUUAAUUACUAGGGCUCGGAUUUAUAUGUUCUACACAUCUUUGAAAUAUGCACUUUAAAAAUUAGUACAUUAAUAAUAUGAAAAUCAAAUCUUAUUGUUACUGAUAUUUAUUUUAUCCCCAUAUCACUAAAAAGAUUUAUACAAACUAUUACUUAAAAAAACGAAAUGUUAAAUCAUCUUAAACCAAAAGCACGUGAAAUGUUAAUUAUUGGUAAAAUCGUCGAUUGUAUAUUUUAAGUUCAAUUAAAUAAAAAAUACCUAACGAGACACUAUCAUUUUUUUUAAUAAAAAUGAAUAAACCUAACCUAUAGCUAACCUAUAGCUUACAAGUAGCAUUAAACUACAUUUUCUUCUUAAUUCUUGGUUUACACAUUUUUGUACCUUGGAAACUUCUUUCCAUUAUAUUAUACAAUGGUCAAUGACAAUAUAUAUAAUGCGACAUUAUAGAUAAGUAUCGUAAGACUUAGUGGAUCAAUUUAAUAACAUUUUUGUACGUAUAUAGUCUGGUGUCUGUAUGCCCCCAUUUCUAUGUUUUUAGUUUAUUACGAUAAGAUUAAGAAAAGAUUAUCGAAUUCCAGGAAUAUGAUUUUAUACUACGAUUUUAUAAUUUACUUUAUUUUCUUUGAUAAGUAUUUUGUAAAUAUACUUCGAAAUGUUGUUUUUAAAC